Spirometra erinaceieuropaei is the source of this 15107-nucleotide messenger RNA. The record is from the annotation of a GenBank genome assembly. Lineage: Eukaryota; Metazoa; Platyhelminthes; Cestoda; Diphyllobothriidea; Diphyllobothriidae.
AUGCCAUCCUUCAGUGACGACUACCCGCUGAAACAGAGCUGUUGCAGACUGGAAGAUUUACGAAAAGCUAACUUUGCACCGGAUUUAACCAUAGAGGUAAGCAAUGCUUUAGUUGAAGCAUCCACGCAGGGGAUGCUAGGUUCUAAGUGGGCAGAAGGUAUAUGCUCAUCGAAUCAUCCUGGCAGCCAGGAUCCCAACACUACAGGAGAGCCUUGCAAAUCCUGGUACUAGUCUCUCCUGGUCCUCCUAUUCGCAGAGGUGGGUCAUUUUGCUUUGGAUUACCGGUUCCCCUCUCUCCUACCUCCCUCUCAAUGUAGUGUGGUGGAGAGCCUGUUGGAGUAUGUUUACACAGGGACGGUCAGCAUCUCCCAGGACAACGCGCAAAACCUCCUCCGGAUGGCAAAAACUCUCCAUAUGGACACUUUGGAGGAGUGGUGCAUCCAGUUCCUGAUUAAAAGGUUUGUGUAGUGACUAAGCAGGUUCAAUUGAAACGGUUUCGCUCUGAAACUGUAUGUCUCGGUUCAAGUUAUUUCGCGUACUUUUUAGUCACAACUAACCAUUCAUCCUGGCUUCUUUAAACUCACUUUUGCUCAUGGUGGAAAUUGAAAGAACUUAAGAAAAAGACACCCCAUUUGCCUGCUUCACCUACAGGUGUUGGCGCGAGCAAUGUUUGUUGGUUCUAGCGUUAAUUGCCUUCUGCUCAGAUGGCCAUUAGACACUUGUCAAGUUAUCUUUCCAGGUAUGUGUUCGUUGAAGUAGCACAUUGUCUGUACAUUUUUGAUGAUUUGCUUCGCGUGAUGGAGGCUCGUCUUUGCUCAUUGUGAAAUCAUGGUCUAUGGUGUGAGUAAUUAUAAUAACAUAGCCAGAGGUAACUUCUCACGUCACUGUGUUUACUGUAUAAGUAGUAAAGACGACAGGCAUGAAACGAAACUGAAACCGUGACCACAAAUAAACCUCGUUCGAGCCCAGACUACUAGUUAUUUUGACGGUUCUAAAAGGAACCACUCAAGCCUCUAGAUGUUCCUAUACACCCGUAAUGUUUUCGAACGUAUUCCUUUUCUAGGUGCCAUCCGCCGUCCCUCUGAAAAUAAAUUUUGGUGCGGAUUUCCUUAGGAAUUACGCAACGAGUUGUCAUUUGGUAGGCUAAACAGUAGAAAUCCAAGCCACUAAGGGCCGCAUUACCCUACACGUCUAGUUCUGUGUUCAUCUAGCUACCAGAAUCAAUAAAUUGUCGGGGCGCUUUUUCCACCAGCCCCAUAAAUUUAACGUCUGGCCAAACUGCCGUUAGGCCAAGGCAAUACUAACAACUUUUUUGACACCAGUUAGUAGGCAUCGUCAACGGAAAUCCGGCAAGGAAGGGGCUUACACCUGUGCACUCCAGUAAGUAAGACGAUUCGCCAUCUAUUUUGUCAUCAUCGUCAAUAGCUACCACAAAGCAGCAACAGAUUUGGAUUACGAUAUUCGUGAUAUGCUACUCUGCCAGGUGAGACACCCCCUCAAUCGAAAGAAGUCCAUUUAGCGGAGUAUGUCUACCAGCACCGUUUUAAAGGAUACGACUGAUCGGGCCAAGGCUGCCAAAUAAGGUCAGGGAGGGAGGAAGAGGAUCGUGUCUGGCAGGAGGUACACUCAUUAUUUAUGACAGAUGUGCGCUCACCGAUUAGGUUAGGGGACAUGCUCGUUCCGUUGUGCCUUGGGACUCAUACUAGAACCCUCGCAGGCAGUCGCACAGUAACUGGUAGCAGUUGUCGGUAUCAUCUCAUCUACUCAUUAUUUAUUCGUGAAUACCUUAUCUUCGAAUAGAAUUCGGUCACAAAGUGGCUCAACCUGGUUUUUACUUGUAUAACAUAUCUAUUUACGUCACUUGGGUUGGCUUAAUUUGAUCCCUUGCUUUCACUCAUUCCCGUCAUGCCUUCUCCAAGUGUUACCAUUAGGAUUAGUGUUCAGCUUGAGGUCAGGAUAAGGGGGGUUAUGAGUUAGGGUUAGAAGUUAAGGGUUAUUGCUAGAGGUUAGGUUUAGGAGUACCAUCACACUCCCUGGUCCUCGACGUACACUGACCAGGAUUUUAUACAACAGCAAAAAUGAGGAGGCGACUUGGAUAACAAUUGACGCGGCGUGCGACUGCACAUGCCGUCACACCCCCCAAAUGUUAUGGAUGUGCGUUCCCGAUAACGCCUACUGGACCCCGAGUUGGUCCAGUGCGCCUACCUCGUGGCCCGUUUUAGAGGACAGGGUGGCUUGACAUUGUUUGCAGCGCCGAUCCAGUUUGCAGUCCGAAACAUGGCACAAGCCCGAAUACGCCACCCAUAAAACUCCUGUUACCACAUUUUUUGUAAUACAGGGAUUCUUGGCGCCCGUUUUCUCAGUGGGGACACAUACGCGAUCGUCACCCAGAAUUCGAAGGGGCUUUCGGCACGAAGACUGUCAUAAAACCGGUCUGAUAUAGGAACCUUUAAAAAUCAAAAAUAAAUACAAUUGUGAUGUUCUGUUUGAAAGGGGGCUCAACUCGUGGAGUAUUUCACAAACUGCACAUGAUGCGUUUUUAAAAAAACUAAAAGCAAUGUAACUGCUAACAAUCAGCACCGAACUUUAAUGUAAGGAUGCCAUGUAAAUACGAUGUGUAGCAAAAUAGUUGAUGCAGUUAAGUCUUUAUAGCCAAAACUUCCCUUGACGUAAACAUGUUCUCUUUAAUUGGAUUGCCAAAGUCAGUCAUUCUCUGCCAGCAUAUAUAUCAAAAAACUUACCCUUUUUUUAAAAUCGUAGCCUUUGGUACCGGUGACCAUACUGCCUGCCUGGGAACAACGAUCACAUUUGCCUUUCCUGCCAAUGAUGUACACAACUUAUGCAUUUGAUUUGACCUUCAAGCAGUGCCAACAGUCUUCCGCCUUCUCAUUCUCGUGAAUUUUUAUCAUUCUUUGUUGCUUUUGCCUUUCAGUAUAAAUUUGGCCAAUUUGUCGAAUCUCUGGGAGUUGUCGCAGGAUACGAACUGCGCUGUUCUGCAAGAGAGCUGUCUUGCAGUCAUGCGACGUAUCUUCGAAGAUUUUGUGUUCACCGACCUAUUUGCCUCGCUGUCGGCAGAAGCCCUGUUUAAACUCCUUGACAGUGACGAUUUGCGUGCGCCAAGCGAAGAGGCCGUAUUGCAAAGCGUCCUGGACUGGAUGACGAAAGACCAGGAGAGGACAUCUGGAGGGGGAGAAAAUACGCGAGUUGAAUACCUGCACCGGCUGCUGCCUGCUAUACGUUGGAGUGAAGUUCCAGACGAGAACCGAAAGAAACUCUGCCACAAUCCCUUCAUACAAGCCGACCCAAAAUGUUUGUAGGUUCCUACUGAGCCUGUUGAUUUUUUUAGGAGGGCCUUAUUUUAACCAAGAACAUUGUCUCUAAAUCACUGUUCUACUGUUUUGAGAACUAGGAAUAUCUUAAUACUAAAGCUGUUUUUCUCUAUUUACUGUCCUUCUGCUAGGUUCAGGACGCUAGUUUCACGUGAUCGGGUUCUCACACCUCAGUUUAGCGUCCCAACGUGGAUGUUCGAGUCUAGUCCUUCUUGAACGUCAUGACAUACCUAAUGUAGCGGUCUCCGUGUCCAGUAUGCGUUUUUAUAUUGCGAAAACCGCCGCGUAUAGUUUGACUGACUUCUCUUAGCCACCAUCUAGGCAGUAGGCGAAAACUCAUCUAAAUACGUAAUAGUAGUUUGCACUUUUAGCUAGCAAAAUAACAGGGUGAGGACUAUAAAGCUACAUAAGUCUACGAUAAUUCAACCGUCGCAAGAGUCGCCUUUUACAUCUACUCUGUUAGUGCCUGUAGUUUCGUUUCCGGCAUAGACUCAUCAAUCCUCCUCGCAGUGUGCCGUUCGAUCCUAACUAGACGUGCUCCUGCAGAACAAAGACUCUCGACAUGCCAGUGUGCCCCAGUACAUGAUUUUUCGGGGCCUUUUUCUUUCACUUUAAUCUUUGUCUCCUUAAAAGACAGCUUAAAUGGUGGCCCUUCAACUUCCUCGGUUGUCUUCGACGACUGUUCAGAUCCCCUUGCCAGAGAGCAAUGUUGUCAGGAUGAAACUCCUCUACUUCCCAAGGUUGACAUUCGAUUGACUUUUAUAGCCUACCGAAGGUCAGACUAACUUUAUAUGUCCCGGCCGCCACCUCGUCGUCAGUUUUGAUGAUCAGGGAGACGGAGCUGCCCAUGUAAAAGUAUCGGACCACUGUUGUGAGGCGAACAUCUGUGAUGUCGCCGGGGACUCUGUAUAUAUGACUGUUGGUUCCGAUUAGCGGACGAUAACCGUUUUCUGCAUGAUGCUAUUUAGCGGAAGUCCACACCCCCAGAGGUAUGUAGACCCAGACCUUGUCGCUUGUCUGCUUCAAUUGUAACGUUCGUUGAGCAGUCGUCAGCAAAAAAGGAACCACGUACCUGGGUCUUGGGGAUCUCUGCGGCAGCGUGUAUGUGGCGGAUGUUGAAAAGUUCCUUAUCAGUUCGAUAAUUAAUGUCAACGUCUGGUCUAUCUUCCCGGUAUGCAUCCAUCAGCAUUGUGGCGAACAUGAGUCUGAGGAGGCUUGAGACGAGCACGGAACUCCAGCCAUAUACCACUAUGAAGGCCUCCGCUGUUGAUCCGCUCAAGAAAGUCUGUUCAUAGGUUCCUUGCGAAUUGCACUUGGGCAGUUAAGGAAGUCACUAAAGUGUUCAGCCCAGCUUUCCAGUAUCUGCGAUUUUUCGUCCCUGAGGCUGUUCAAAUGCGUUGUGUAGCGGCACAGUCAUGAAGAGUCGGAGGCCGUAGCCUGUUUUGAUGGACACGAAGGAUUUCUUCACUUCAGCACGAUCUGCGUAUUCUUGGAUCUAAUCUGUCUUGGUAGUCAAUCAAUUGAUUUGUAUUUGCACCAUUCCCCGACAGCUGUCGACGGUAUUGGAAGGAAAUGGCCCUGUUUUGGCUAUACUGUUGUUCGUGUUAGUCGUGUGUAGGCUUACAUUUUCUCGGACAUCAGUCACUUUAUUUCGCCGUUAUUGUCACCAAGCCAGUCUUAGUGUUUUCGAGGACAGUGGCGCGGGUGGGAUUCCACAACAGCCGCGAAAUCUGCUCAUAAUCUUCAUCCUCCAGGGUUUGCGCGUGAUUGGUUUAUUUUCAUAUAAACGUUCUAGCCUACGUUCAGCCCGGCCCAGUGUGGUCCUGUUCAGCCUCAUCAGCACCCCCCUUCUUUGAGAAGGCCCCCUCGGUAGGGUUUUCAGUGCCACUUUUAAGACGGUCAGUCGGCCAUUUUGCACCUCGCUCUGUCUUUAUCAGGGGAAGGUCAAGGCGUACAGGCCUCCUGACGAGUACAUAGUACAGCAGUUCUCGUCGGCGAAAUCGAGGGUGCUCUCGUGUUGUUUUCUUGCGACUAGAGAACCAAAAGAUGGUGACGACAUGAUACUUCUCCCCUGGUUACGUGAUCUAUGCUCACCUGGGCUAUGAGAUCAUCGAAGACAGGCAGUUUGUCCACCUUCGGGAGAGGAUGCAGAUUUUCUCUAUAGCAUCAGCAGUAUCCGUCGCUGUGAGAUCUGAUAAUGAGAACAAGUUUCCCCCGAUGGCAUGGAGGUCUCACUGACAUGGGGGUUCUCUUCAGUCCAGGUGGAAUUGAAGGCAGCUUGCUGAGGAGGGUGUUUUUGGUGGCGAAGGCAACACCAGCUUGGUGAAUCUCUUCCUUUCGACGACCGCUCUAUAGCAAGGCGUAAGCUGCACCUACCUCAUUUAACUCUGUUCCUGCUCAGAGAAACAGGUCUUCGCUGGGUAUGAUGAUUUCCGCAUUGGAAUAAGUUAGUUAUUGCACAAUCAGAACAGUCGUUCUGUAUGGUCGAUUGGCCAACAAAUUAUCGGAAAACGGACAUUCCAGAUUGCCAGAAUGAGGGGGAUCGAGCGCAGAACAUAGAAUAAACUUCUUCCUGCGUACUUCGUUGCUCCUUAGGUUUUAUCCGUGUCUUUUGAUGCAUAAACUUUUGUUGCCCGACGGUUACCUCAUUUCGACCUUAAAAGUUUCAUGCAAAUUCUAGCAGAAAUUAACUCCGCACCGCCAGCGCCACGGAAAUGGGCUUAAACCUCUUUGUUGUGUAUGCACUGAUACGUUGUAUUUGUUACUAUUGUUCAUCAUUUUGUCAUUUUAUGACGUUCCCGUUCUCUGCUGGCAGUUAUUUUAGGCCUUGAAUAGUUGACCUGCCAUAGAAUCGUUUUUCUUAUUUGGUAGUUUUUCGGAAAACGUAUUAUUUCUUAGUCAAUAAAUAAUAUUUUUUUAAAUCAAACUGUGCCUUAUUUUGAAGCUCGGUCGUAUCUUUAACGCAGUAUACCUUUCGUGGAUGCGGGCUGGGCGUUUCGUGCGCUGCAGCGAUUUGAGUUCACAGUUCAUGACCUUUCAUCAGAUAGGUCACGAACCGUAUAUGACGGUUGAUGCUGAUGUACUUUAGGGUUGCAUAAUGGCUUCUCUCCGCUGUUUGGAAUUUGUUUCUCAUGCAGUUCCAGCUGAAUACCUUAAUAAAUCUGAAGAGGGAGAUUCUAGAAAUACCUCUUCUAUUGGUUUUUGUCGAUUUUUCAAGAGAUUCUUACCAUCUAUGGUUGUACUUUAAUUGACCAUGCAGUCAUCUGACAGCGGAAGUUUUAAGCCGCAUGCUUGUCCUACUUGUAUCUUUGUUUUACACAGUAAGGCUAUUGUGGACAUGUUUCGCUCGAUUUUAUUGCUUCGUGGACUGUUCAGUUACGCGACCUAGGGGGAGUGGAUUAAACAUCAAAGAAGUAAUCGGGUCAAGUUGAUGAACGCAGACUGUUAAAACAUAGAAAUUCGUCGGUCAGGAAACGUCAAACUGUCAACUCCCCAGGCCACGAGAGAUGCGCCUCCGGCUUUGCGAUCCUAGCACUCAGUCUGAGCGACUUUCCUACUGGGUUAUAAGCCACUUGGGCGGAAUUAUCGGCUUGGCUUACAAGCCCAAGACUAGGGAAUAUCAAGUAUCCGCACGAGCACCAGGUGGGCCCCUCGUAGCUUGGGGUUUGCAGAAUCCCAAGCAAAUUGGGGUCUUGGCAUCUCAUCCCUGUCAAAGUGUGCACGUUUUCCGUCUGAAAAACAAGCAAAGACCUCCUGUCUGUCGUCAAGGCCUUUUUUUGCCUCGCCAUAAACCUUUGAGUACUAUCUAAUAGUCAGGAAUUCCAACAAACACCGGUUAGAAUCCCCAAUGACUUAAGAUGGAGAUCAAUGCCAGGUUGGCUACCUGCUGUCAACGAUGUCACUUAUCGAUUUUCCGUUAUUCCAUGAGCAGCAGUUGUGAAAUACACCUUUGCGCGCCGGGGCCAGAAUUUGAUCUUUGUUUAAAAGAGGAGUAAGAUAAUAAGACGCCCCAGAUUUACUGGGCGUUUGGGAAUAUCACGACAGUAACGCUCUGCGUUAAAAGAUUGCAAAGGGGAAUCACUGUUUUAAGACAUUGGCCAGAUGUGGUUAUGCAGCCCCACCUGAAGUAAACAAACCCCAGCCGCCUGUAAUACGGGACCGGUGGUAAUAGGGGGCUUUACAGAGGGGGGGAGAACAAAUAGGCGACGAGGUCAAGUAACUGUAUGCAAAAGAAAAGCUAUUGGGAAUGCGCGGUUGUACUUUGAGUGGUUGGGAAAUAGUUGCCCUAACCCUAACCCUUAACAGUUUUGUGCCCACCAGGUGCGGCUGCAUAACCACAUCUUACCAGGACAUUUGUCAUCUUGCACGCUCAUUAGCAAAUACGACUUUAGUUACGAUACUGUAGGAUCCGGACUCAGCUCUAACAUUUUUCUAGUGCAGCCGCUACGGAUGAUCGACGAAGAAUACCUGGUCAGUAACUUGGCCAGACCACAAUUCCCCUGAUUCUGUUCUGAGAUCUUUGAAACCUCUGCAGGCUAUACGCGUUCGCCUUGCGCCGCAUGAAGUGAGUUUAUGCGUUCGGCACUCGCUGCCGCGGUGUAUUUCUCGGAGGGCUGGUUCCUUACGGAUAGUAGUCCCAAUUCACCGAGGCUUUCCGACAGAGUCUCGUGGAGUUUCAACUUCUUUACUGUACUGUUGCAGAAUUGUAGCCUCUCGAAUACACCGGGUGGUUUUGACUCAUAGAAAGCUAUCGGCGUCAUUUAAUCGUGUUGUGGGAAGAAAAGAGCGAAAUCCAGCGCCUCCAACCACCCUAUAGAAGGCCUAAUGCCUGGAUGUCAGCCUCAAAAUUCCCGAUUUUAUGCCUGUAAGAUACGCAUGUAUGAACUGGGGGACAAUUGCACAGAAGUGGGUCCUUGUGUUGAAGGAGUGUUAGAAAGCACUGCCAAUCACAGACGCGAUAACGUGACUGCCACACGGAAAGAUGUUCCUUUUUAUUCCCGUGCCUCUCCUGGGGAUGCAGUCAGUUCAACCAAACUCCUUCAUAAGCUAACAGCAUCCUUUGAGAAAUCAUUUACGCCUCCUUUUCCCAUUGUGCGCUCGUAGAUGCGCCGCAGAAAUUUGGAAAUGAUUAAUAAUGCUUGCAUCCUCUGUUUUAACACCAAGGCCUGACUAACCAGCUCCCUGAGCAGGGACCUAUCCUAAUGUAAAGAGCCUCACUGGCACACUUGCAACUGCAUGAAUAUAUUAUAUGCUUCAUAGGACCUAUUUGGAAGUUGUUAACGCCUGGAUCGAGAAGCAUACUGGACUUGGUGAAGAAGCAUGUCCUUUCAUCCCAUAUCCACGGAUCAAAGGUGAGGAACUCUGCCUCGUUCUCGGACCCCGAAAAACGUUGGAUGAGCCUUCGUGGACCGUCGAAGCCUACGACCCUAGCUCCGGCCACGGCCAGGCUGUGGGCAGCAUGAAACAUCGUUUCGACUCAGCCAUUGUCAUGCAAAACGGUGAGAAAUCAAAUACUUAACUCUAAUCAGUCUGGAUGUUGUAAAUACCACUUGGCAACUACAGAACCAACCCUACGCUGUAAAACAUUUUAUGUGGUGUGCCUAUUCUCUAAGUCUCUUCUCUCCCCCCCCUUUUCUCUCCGCCAAAGGUUCUUUGUACGUGAUUGGUGGAUGGGAUGAGCACUCGCGUUGUCGUUCCGUGGAGGUUUUCAAUCCCAUGACUGCAACAUUCGCGUCCGCUGCACCAAUGCAUUUCGAGAGAAGCUGCCACGGCGCCGCUGCUGUGGGGCACGAUAGCAUCGUAGUUUGUGGUGGCGAAAAUGAAGCCGGCCCAGUGCGUUCAUGUGAACUGCUGAAUACGAGACUUGACAAGUAGGUCCUUUUUGUUACUUAUGCUGCUGAUAGUCAUCUUGAAGUUCCGAAAGCGUCGAUAAUGUCAAUAUGGUGUGUAAAUCAGGAUGUACAGUGCGUGACCGAUCUAAUGAAAUGUUAACCGAAAUUCAGAAAUGCGUUUUCAACUGGGAAGAAUUAAAAGGGUGGCGUUGUAAUAUUAGUAAUCAUGUACCAUAAUCCCAUAGUAUUUCAGAGUCGCCAAGAUGUCGGCUUUUGAAUUCACUUCUUUCUGACCUCCGGCAGAAAUCGUACUUGGUAAAAAACUACUACUUACGUAGAAUGCAUUUUACACAUUGAUUUUCGAUGUUUUGAUAAAUUCAAAUAUAUUUUAUAGAAAACAUGCACGAAAAUAUGUUUUCUUUUGCUUCUUUGGUAGAAAAUAACAUUUUCUUCACACUUUAUACCCAGAAAAAGUAUAUAUUUGGAUUUUGAAAAAGUUUCCCCAUUCCCGAAUAAUUUCGAGCCUGACCAGCCGUUGCAUUAGCGUUUAACGAUUGCAUUCCACAAGCUGCACGCGUUCCGCGUAAAGAAAAUCGUAUAUUCCUCUAUGCCUUUAAGAAGAUACUAUAAAGCGUUUAUAAAAUUUUGCCAUGGAUACGGGUUGUGUUUUACAUUUCACGAGGAGUAUUGGUAAACGGACACGUACGAUGCUGCAUAUAUGGACAUCGCACGGUCCUUAAAACCUCAUAAUUAGGAACUUUUUUAAAACCAAAAGAUGACCUCUUUUAAGGUAUAAAAUAUAACGUCAGUGUGGUUUUCUACCAAACAAGCAAAAGAAGGCAUAUUUACGUGCAUAUUUUCCAUAAAAUAUAUUUGAAUUGAUAAAAACAUCGAAAAUCAAUGUGUAAAAUGCAUGCUACUUAAGUAGCCGUUUUUCACCAAGUACGAUUUCUGCCGGAGGUCAGAAAGAAGUGAGUUCAAAAGCCGGCAUCUUGGCGAGUCUGAAAUACUACGGGAUUAUGGCACAUGAUUACUAAUAUUACAAUGCCACCUUUUUAAUUCUUCCUAGUUGAAAACGCAUUUCUGAAUUUCGGCUAACAUUUAAUUAGAUCGGUCACGCACUGUGCUUAUAUUCUUCCUGCCUAGUAGACGGCCUGUUUGAUUAUAGGCUUUGAUGUGUUGUGCCGAUUUGCUCACGGAAAGGCUACUUUGCUGAGUAAUCUUUUCCUUUCCCUCCUCUACCCCUGCACGCUCGCGUAGGUGGAUCCCCAUUCCGGACAUGAGACGUGGUGUCCAGCGGCACUGUGUUGUCGCACUGGAUGACGGUCGUGUUUUUGUCAUUGGCGGAAUGACCGAGACAGUGGGCCACGCUGCCGACGUUGUGUACUGCAAGCUGGCAGCGAAUACAGACGUCGGAUCCAUCAAUCCGACGGACUUCUGGAUGCAGGCCGCGCCGCUGAACGUGGCGCGUCACAGUCACUCCGCGGCCGUGGUUGGCGACCGCAUAGUAGUUGUUGGUGGCUUUGACCUUGUCAGUGGUCACACCAACACAGUGGAGAUGUUUACUCCGCCUUGCCGACUCGGGGACUUGGGCCAAUGGACGAAACUCAGCCCUCUCAGUCCUGAUCAGAAUGUCCUGUCGUUGACGGUGUGCUCCGGUCGCCCCAUCGCUUUUGGUAAAGCUCUCUGAUUAACGCUGAUCUGUGCAAUACUUGCUCCAGUGAUUUGGCUGAAAGAUGCCUUGGCAGGUGACAUGAACUGCUGUAAGCGUCAGGAAGGCUUAUUUCUGAAUUUGGGAUCCAGCAGACUAGAUACCGGGUCGCCUCCCUCUUAAGGACUUAUGGAAAGUAUCCGGAGCUCUGAACGAUUUUCUGUUCUUAACAUACUCCUGCCUGGGACACUUUAGUCCCCUUUCCGUUGUUCUUGACCAGGUUUAGCUGAUCGCCACGACCUCUACUGAAUGUAAGCACACUGGUUGACCGCAGAAGACAGCUGCUUCUCAUGGAAUCAAACACGUCGCUUAUUUAUCGCUCAGCAAGAAGGCCUCAAACCCCUCCCCCAACAUUUAAAACCGUCCCAACUUCUUUCCAGUGCAUUUUCAUGGCACAUUUUUUAUUCCUGUAACUUUUUAGCAAGCUUUCUUUAUUUUCGAAUCGCAUUAUUUUUAAAUCCACCACCGCUGGGUGGAAGGGUUUAAUCCACUUUACCGGGCACCUUCUUCGGAUUAAGCACUGGGGUCGAAACGUAUUUGUUGGCAGCAAUGUGAAUUAACGAAAUAGCUUACUGCUUCUCCCAGAAGUUGACGUUUUUUGUGUGACGCCAACCGGCACGAAUCGAACAAAGGUUCGUCUACUGCUCUGAUAAGUCCCUCAGUUCGCCAAAACAUUCUGCAAGAGGAAUGACAUGAUGAGCUACUUAAGGCUGUCGGUAUUUAGUUUGUCGCUGCGGUUCGUCUACGCGGUUUAUUUCUUUGGCUUUUCUUUCUUCCGCCAGGUGAAGAGGGUAGAACCUUCGUUUUGGGGCCAAAGGCAACGGUCAAACUGUCCGUCUGUAGUCAGCUGAGGGCAGAACGGGAGCAGGUAGGUCCUCCCCUUUCGAUCCUUUCUGUUGACUUUCAAGGGAACGUUUGUAUUCCAGUUACGAUUUUGUGGAUUUCGGGGGUUACCGAUCGUGUGUGAGCUCCAAAAAAUCAGUAUUGGGCAGGAUUAACGAUAGUCUCAUGGAUUUGAACAAAACUGCUGUAUUCCCAAAGCAGGUGGUGAUACCACCCGUUAGUGCUGUCAGAAUCAGAACAGAUUACGCCUGUGUCCUAUUAAUGUCCUUGCCCAGUCUUUGGUAGAUACCGUUGUCCCGAAAUAUGUGGGCUUCUGACCGGAGGGGGUCGGUCGCAUUUGUAGUCAGAUAUCAGCAAAGGCUUCAUGUGAGGGGGACGUGGCUUUGGCAGACGCUGUAUUGAUUCGCGUCCUCGUCACGUCUUUUUUCAGUCCGGCCCCACGCCCACGAACUCUGCUGCCCGGCCUCUUAGUGCCGCAUGGCUCAAGUGCAACUCUUGUACUCGCUGACCCACGUGACGCCCACGGCAAAGUCGCGUCCCCUCUACUCCCAGAGGAUAUUUCGUCCGUCGCCAGCGUCGUGGACACUCUGUUCCCCCGGAUGCGGUGACGACUUGCGCAUGCAAGGCCCCCAUCUAAAUGCUGCCUUUAUGGCAUUCUCACCCAUGUGAGGUCCAAGUUGCAAUGGGAACCGUGUCGUGUGUGGUCCGACUAGACGGGCUGUUUAACUUUGCCAGUCACAGCGCCCGCGCUCACCUCCUGCCGUCUUUACAUUAUUUUGCCUUCGGAUCAGGGCGGGUGUGGGGAGGAAAAGAAUGCGGUAAGUCCUGCUUCAUUCAACUCCCGCGCAAUGCACCGGAGCUGCACCCACUCCCUGCGGCACGUAGUGUGCGUCGUCGGUUGAGAAGGUCAAACUAUCAGCAGGAAAGAUUUUCGCAAGAUUUUCCGCGUUUCCGCUUCCACGUUCAGACUAUUUCAGUGGUAAGACAGACGCAAGACGAUCAGAGCGAUCGUAGGUCUGUCCUUGGCCCUUUCUCCGUACGCUGCUACUACAUUGUAGCUGGAACACUCGAAUUGUUUGUACCCUUAUUUCUAUUGCCCACCCUACUUCCAGAGCUUUCUCCCAGAGGCGUAUUGGCCUUUCCAGGCGACCUACCCCGGAUAACCUACCACCUGGAAGCCAUUGGUUCCCUACCUCUACAUAGAGUUGUGCUUGCCUCUUUAGUACAUGUUUGGAACAGUUCGUUGUGUGGGUUACCUUUUUACCUUCAUCGCACUAUGUCUUUGCUGAGCAUAAGCCAACUUUGAUUUUCAUUCCCUCAGGGAGAAGGAAUGGCGAAUGCAAUAGGUAAGAGCGAAAGUGGCGAAGUAGCCAGCAGAUAAGUAGUUUACGGAAGCCAAGUUCCAUCGAUCGUUAGGAGGCGUAAUAACUUACCGGGACAUUAAAUUCCGAGGUCCGUUCAUUCUAUCUCGCGCUCUAGACCCAUGAGCCUCCGGUCCCGUCCGCCAUAUCUGAUCUGAAUGGAUAAACCUAGCUGCUUUAUUAGUAACGCACUAAUUACUGCCCGCAUCUGCUCCUAUGUUGCGUUUCGGGUUCGCAUCGACUCCUACAAUUGCGCCUGUAAAUUGCUCUAUCAUAGAAACAAAUCGAAUUUUCUCGGAGCGUGCGAUAUAAAUCAUCUCAAGGUGGUUUGAGUUUUAGAAAUGACUUUUUCAUGCAUGUUUACGGUAUUCAUAGGAAUCGAGGUCGUCUCUUUUCAGAUGUCGGCCUCUCCUGCUAUGUGGGUAGCAUUCUGAUUAUUUGCUUGGACCACGGUGCUCGGUGCACAAUAGAUUCUGCAGGAGAUACUGUUUAAUGGCCCCGAGGAUGGGGUCCUGGACAUGCUAGUACGCCUUAGUUUAGCUCUCGCUUCUGAGGCACCGUCUAAUUCGGACUUUUCAACUUUAUGACGACAAUUUUGCUCACGUUUAAGUACGUGCUUAGGAUUUCUCAAGAUUUAGUACUCACUAUGCUUACAUUCUGGCGUCAAAGGCUCACUGUGUAACUAAACUCAUGGCUCCCAGUUGGGCCUCGUAGCCCAGGUGACCAGAGCGUUGGCUGUGGUAAAGCCUUCUCCUUGCUGUCACGGGUUCGAAUCCUACCGAGGCGCCGAGUUUUCACAUUUGGGUCAUAAUAAAUUAGUUUUACUCUGUUUAUUCAGACCUACUCUUCGAACUGUGGUGCUAAUCACUUAGCUAAAAACGCAGAUAACUGAGGAUUUCUCCCUACUAUCAAGGGAGGUGAUUUAUGAUUCGCAAAAGGCAAAUGAUCACAGUUUCCGGGGGUAGACUUCAGGUAAAAGAUCAUUCUAAGAAUUGAGUUUAGGAGGCAUAUCUUUUGCCCGCAACCAUACAACUUUGAUCUCUUCGCUGCAGAAUUUGGCAGGCAAAAUAUAUGGAUACGAAGGUACUGGUACGAAGGUAAUGGUUAACUGACAGAUGUUCUGCCCCACCUUCUAUCACUGCUCCUACUAUGAGUAGAAAGAGAGCUGGUGGGCAUUGUAUGUAUAGCAUAAAUCAGAUUCAGCAUAUCCCGGCUGCUAUAUAAACCCAUUGACUUAUUUUUAAUUUUUUGAUCGCCUUUACACGAUAAUUACUUUUGUGCAUGUCGUCGACAACUCUCCUGCAGGUUGGUUUUUAGAAAAAAGAAAUUAGUGGCACCCCACAGUGGACAUCAACCGGAAUGUUAAAUCUGAUAGCCUCUAAACAACGGUCUCGGGUUUUAAAAGGUUUCUCUAAUCCCGGCCUCAACUAGUUAUAAAUGAUAAGCAGGCUGACAGCAGUUUUGAUCUGAUGAAAAUAUGUACAAGUAAAAAUUAUUGUGUAACUACCUGUGUUUGUUCGUCUAGAAGCUUCCAUGCGCCAAGAAGGAGUUAAGGGACUGACUGUCACAUGAGUCUCCUGCCGGUCUACCUGACUGAGGCAUUCCUGGUUCAAGGACACAAGUACUGCAGCCUGUAGAAUGUUUUGGAAAUAGUUAUUUUUGAAGCCGGACAAUAGGUUAAUUUCACUGUUAUGUUAACGGACAAAAAGCAUUGGCAUAAAACCCUUUGAUUUCGAAGACGUCUUUGAAUGCCAGGCGAUGGGCAUUGCUCUGUGCUGCUGUUCAUGUCCCUCGGGAAGUUUAAUUGGUUACUUGUUGUACGCCCCCUCAUGCUGUUGUCCUCUACUUGCAGUGCUUCUUUCUUUCCUCCCCCCCCUCUCUCUCUCUCCUCUAGAAACCCGAUCUAGAGGCCUGGCAGUGGACCGAGUUGCCGAAACUUUCCUUUGUGUCCUGCGUCCAGGCCGCCGUUGCUACUCCCCGCGCACUGACUUGUUACAAGGCUGGAGCAGAGCAUGCCGAGCAGAAGAAGUAG